GCUAACAGCCGGAGUGUGUAAUGGCGGCCUCGGUGUUGUUGGGGUCUGCGGACAACACCGGACUCAGCUUCACGGUGGGAGGCGGCGGCACUGGGAAUGUUUUAGUCGGGAAUAAUAAUGGACUGGGACCGGCGGGGCCGGCGCCCUGGAACCGUUCUCUUGACCGGGCGCUGGACGAAGCCUCGGCCACCGGGUGUCUGAACCUCAGCGGCAGGAAGCUGAAAGAGUUCCCCCGGAGCGCCGCCAACCACGACCUGACGGACACCACCAGGGCCGAUCUGUCUCGUAACCGUCUGUCCGAGCUUCCUCUGGAGGUCUGUCUGUUCGUGUCUCUGGAGAGCCUGAACCUCUACCAGAACUGUCUGAGGUCUCUGCCAGAUAGUCUGCUCAACCUGCAGGCCCUCACCUACCUGAACCUCAGUCGGAACCAGCUGUCUGUCCUCCCUGUGGUGGUCUGCAGUCUUCCUCUGAAGGUUUUGAUCGCCUGCAACAACAAACUGGUUUCUCUUCCAGAAGAACUGGGUCAGCUGAGACACCUGACUGAACUGGAUGUCAGCUGUAAUGAGAUCCAGACUUUACCAUCUCAGGUGGGUCAGCUGGAGGCUCUACGAGACCUGAAUAUCAGGAGGAACCACCUGGUCAGACUGCCCCCAGAGCUGGCAGAGCUCCCUCUGGUGCGUCUGGAUUUCUCCUGUAACAAGGUGACCUCCAUCCCCGUCUGUUAUCGACGACUCGCACAGCUACAGACCAUCGUCCUCGACAACAAUCCUCUGCAGACCCCACCUGCCCAGAUCUGUAUUAAAGGGAAGGUCCACAUAUUUAAAUACCUGAACCUGGAGGCCAGUAAGACGACCCCUGACCUCCCAGACUAUGACAGACGACCUCUGACCUUCAGCUCCUGUGUUGAUGAGCUGUACCCUGGUCGUCCAUAUGGAGCACUGGAUUCAGGCUUCAACAGCGUUGACAGCGGAGACAAGAGGUGGUCAGGGAACGAGCCCACCGAGGAGCUGUCGGAGCUGCCACAGAGAGUGGCUGAGAUCAGCAGAGACCAGAGACUGAGACCAGCAGGGGGAGGAGGACCACUACUGGCUAACGGAACACAUGUAGAGCUGGAGCAGAUAGACUUCAUAGACAGCUGUGUGGGGGAGGAGGAGGAGGAGGGGGGGGGGAGUCGAGGAGGUGGAGGAGGAGGAGGGGACAGCGCCAGCCUGAGCUCUCAGUUCAUGGCCUACAUCGAGAGACGCAUCACCAGAGAGGGUUCUCCAGUCAAAACCAACUCACCGAGGACAGAGGACACAAGGAGACACAUCCGGAGUGUGGUCGAUGGUGUCACAGCACCCUCUACCUCCCAAAACCAGAGAGGAGGUGUCGGUCCAGGAGGGGUGGAGAGGGUGAGGAGGGAAGCUCAGCUCGCUGCUCUGAGGUACGACGAGGAGAGACAGAAGACCCGUUCUCUGCAGAGAGACAACGUCACCAGUUACACCAAGCAUAAAGCAGCUCAGAGUCCAACAAAGUCCAGUCCAGACAGUGAGACUGUCUACCCCUCCAGACGCUCCACCCACACUGAUGACUCCGCCCUCUUCAUGGGAGAGGACAGAGCAGCUCUGUCUCCUACAGCCAAUCAGUCGCCUUCUUACCCCAGCUCAGGGGGUGGGUCCUCCUGUCGGACGGCCAGUCUGAGACCAGAAAGCUUCCUGUUUCGCCUUGGCCAGAAAGAAGAGAAGAGGAAAGGUGACGCUACUGCCGCUCCUCAGAACCAGGAGGAGGCUUGUGCUGCUCCUCCCCUGGUUGGAGAAGAUGCUGAGCUGGUGGAGCAGCUCAGGAAGAACAUUGAAGCUCGGCUCAAAGUGUCGUUGCCGAGCGACCUGGGAGCAGCUCUGACAGAUGGGGUGGUGCUGUGUCACCUGGCCAAUCACGUGAGACCACGGUCCGUCCCCAGCAUCCACGUCCCCUCUCCUGCUGUGCCUAAACUCACCAUGGCCAAAUGUCGACGAAAUGUAGAGAACUUCCUGGAGGCGUGUCGCAGGAUUGGAGUCCCACAGAGUCAGUUGUGUCUUCCCCUUCACAUCCUGGAAGAGCGAGGGCUCCCCCAAGUGGCUGGCACCGUCAGCGCUCUGCUCAACCUGGCCCCACCCCGACACCCCGCCACCACGACAACCACCACAACAUCAUCAUCAACCACAUCUGGACCCUCCGUCACCAUGUAGACAACACUAACACCACCGCCACCAUCAUCAUCGUUGUCAUCAUCACCACUGCACACGCUCAGUCAGCCUCAGGAAACCAGAUGAGUUUUAGAUAAAAACCUCCAGAGCAGCAGGUCGGCAUCUAAUGGAGACAUGAACAGAGCUGAACGUCAAUAACACAGUGACACUAGUUCCGAUUAUAUCUCUGAAUGAUCAGUCUUUAGUUGAAUUAAAGUCUUAGUGACAUGACAGAGUGCUUAGAUGUGGGCACAGUUGAGCCGAUAUCCACAAUAAACAAGUCAGUGACACCACAAAGCACUCACGACAGCAGCUACAGCAUGAAGAAAAGUGAGAACAUUUAAAUGUAUUCUUUAAUACACAGCAGCUGUUCUGGACGAUGACACAUUUCCUCCAGAAGCAGGAAUAAUCUGCAUUUGUACACAUAUUUAUUAAAUAUUCUCACUUUUCUGUAUUAAACAACUUCCCUCCUUUCUCAACAUGGUCAUGCUAUUUAAUGUAUACACCUCAGUUCAGGGUGAGUUAUUACAAAUAUUUUAACUUUUUACAAGAAAAAAGAUUUUUUUAACAUACGAGAUAAUGUACAUGAUUAAUUAAUGCUAACUGUUGACUUUUGUGGGUCUAGCUGGUUUGAAAAUUUAUCACCUUCUUACUAGUGAAGUGAGACCUGAUUUUGCCUUCUUUUCUUGUUUUUUUUUUUUGACUGCCAGUCAGUUUAAACACUGUUACAGACCAAUGUGGAGGUUGAUAGUUUCUUAGUUUUCUGCAAUCUUUAUCUGACAUUAUUGACCAUUUAAUUUUAUUUAACUUAUAUAUUUAUGGUUGUUUCUAACACAUUAAGACACAAAAUAAAAUAAAAAUAUUAAAAUAAAACUACAACUUAACAACCUAAAGUAAAAUAUCACCCACACACAAAAUCAAAUCAACAAACAUUUCACUAAUAAACCAUCUCCAUAAAUAAAUAAAGUGAGUGAGCACAUUAAGCUAUUGUAGCUAAUUGCUAACGUAGAUAUACAGUUGUUAGUUUAAAAAUGACACUAAUGUAGCUUGCUGCUAACAAUUGCCAACACUGAUUUAGUUGGUUUGGAACUGACAAAGAGCUAAUUAACAUUUAUCUACUGUUGGAGUUUAUUAUGGCCAUGAGAGCAAAUGGAAGUGGUGUUAAGUUUAAGUAACUUUAGCUGAGAGCAUUAGCAAACAUCUGUAUGCUCACUCAUUCAUUGCUAAUAUUAAUCAACAACAUAAAAAUAGAGCACUGCUAAAUGCUAAUAAUAGUCAAUAUUCAACAGUAGUUAGUUUGAAAAUGCUUGCUGCUAACAUUACUUAACAUUGUGAGUCCAGUUGGUUUGGAGGUUAAGCUAAAACAGCUAGCUGUCAACAUAGCUAAUGUUCAUUAACUUAAUUUGAAGUUGAAGCUUUACUUGACAGCUAAUGGUAGUUUACAAUGAUAAUGCUGGUAGCUGGUAACUGCUAACGAUAUCCAACAUAGAUGUACGAGCUGGAAAUAUUAGUUGGUAGGAAGAUGUUCACAGCUACUGUUAGCUAACAUUAUGAAGCUAGUUAGUUUGUAAUUUAAGUUUCACUCUCACAUCAAGCUGUAAACAUUAGCUAAUAUUAAUAACUACCUGUAAUGUUAAACAUUAGCUAAUGUAGCUUCAUGCUAGCAUUAGUUAAUAUGUAUAAAUUUGAUUUAGAGAUUACACCAAUGCUGCCAAUUAAAGAAAAAGAUAGUAGUAGUUGGUUGAAAAUGCUAGUUUUAGCUAACACUAAAGUUAGCCAUUAGCUAAUAUUAAACUACUUCAGAGAGGUUUGAAUCUAAUGUAGUUCAGUGCUAACAUAAGCUAACAUGUUGUUACCAGUUGAAUCUUCAGCUCUGUUUUUAGUCUCCAUGAGAUCCAUACUUCAACAGAAUUUAACUGUUAACAUUUAAAGAGGCAGAAUCUGGUUCGAGGUUUAUUUGAUGGACGUUCAACCCUGAGCUCUGACUCGGAGGCUCCCACAACAGACAGACGUCUUUGACUGAUGCUUUGCACCCUGACGUUAAUAUUUUACUGUUUUUAUUUUUUAACCUUUCUGAGCUCUGAUGGAGGUUCGUAGUUUCAGGUUGGACAGAUGUAAGCAGCUGUUUGAGACUAUCACCUCAUGAUUGACCUUUCACAUGUGAUCAGGACCUUCAUCACAUCUAACUGACCCAAUAACACGCACAUGUUCAUUAACUGUAUUAGACUAUAUUAACUAUGUCAUAAACAAGAUAACGUUCACCUCAUUGAUCUGGUCCAACAGCUCACAUAGUAUACUAUAUGGCCAAAAGUAUUGGACAGCCCUGUCCAUAUACACUUUAAAAAUGAGAAUAUAUUUUAUUUAUUUAGAAAUUUCCAAACAGAUGUUACGAAGUUCUUUGCAAUCUAAUAAAUUAAAGAUAAAUGAAGCACAAGUAAGGUCAGUGGAAUAAAUAUUGAAACUGAGUAGCGCAACAAAGAUCAAAAACAAAUUCAAUAGUAAAAUAUUAAAAGAUGACAAAAACAAUAUGUAUGCACAUACAUGUGCAUGGAUAAAUACAUGUGCUGCUUGUUAUUCUUAUUUCAUGCCUGAUAAAUGCAAAGACAAGAAGAAGUGGUGCAACAUCCCAAAUGCUCAAAGUAGUUAAACUACUCCUCUGAAUUAUCCUCAUGUGCUUCAGUUUAUUCAUUAUGACAGAAGCUGCAGCCUGUUGCAGGAUUCAGCACCCACCUCUGUUCUUGUGCUGCAGACAUCAAGGAUCUACUCUGAACCAACCAACAGACUCUGCAGCUUUGAACUGACUUUUGAAGUUUGAUAAAUACAUUUUAUUCUGAG
Seriola dumerili (greater amberjack) is the source of this 5039-nucleotide messenger RNA. It is a transcript of the gene lrch3, whose product is annotated as leucine rich repeats and calponin homology domain containing 3. NCBI's taxonomy places the organism in Eukaryota, Metazoa, Chordata, Actinopteri, Carangiformes, Carangidae. Gene Ontology annotation, molecular function: protein binding. The record is from RefSeq and is a predicted model, not a curated record. Bases 21 to 2207 code for a protein of 728 amino acids. The transcript is spliced from 20 exons.